This is a messenger RNA of Toxoplasma gondii ME49, 2108 nucleotides long. Its product is annotated as aspartate carbamoyltransferase. The coding region runs from base 591 to 1862 and encodes 423 amino acids. The record is from RefSeq and is a predicted model, not a curated record. Gene Ontology annotation, molecular function: amino acid binding; carboxyl- or carbamoyltransferase activity. Gene Ontology annotation, biological process: amino acid metabolic process. NCBI's taxonomy places the organism in Eukaryota, Apicomplexa, Conoidasida, Eucoccidiorida, Sarcocystidae. The transcript is spliced from 8 exons.
AAAGCAGUUUUUCGUUUUUAGAUGCUCUACUCGAUUGCCGAUAGCGGCGGUCGCGUGAAUCGAUACUGCAGUCGCCCACCUUUGCGCGGCCACAGCGAGCCUGCUGUGAAGUUUCGCGGGUAGAGGUAUUGCUAUUCUCCGUGUCAUUUCGCGCGGAAGAAGGAAGGCUCUUGCAUCCGCAGCAAUCUCACUGCAUGCCAACGCAUCUUUUAUUCUCGGAAAUGUCUUGCUGAAAGCGGAUUUUCCCUCAACAGUCGAAGUUGCGCAGGCAUAUCUCUUGUAUUGGGCUGCGCAUGCCCAGACACAAAUCGGAGCAUUGCAGCAUAGGUUUCGGCCUUGCUUGAUCCUAUGCGGACCCCCCUUGUUUCUCUGUUUUAUUCUGAAGUCAGCACCGUCAAAUUGAGCGCCUCUCUGCUCCGGGGACUGCGCUUGCAUGUGGCUGUCCAGUCUGCCAGAGCUCGGAGCGGCGUGUCUCAGCUACUCAUCGGGAGAUCGUACCGCCGCCAAGAAAAAACAUUUCUAUUCUGCGGUCCUCCUUAGGUGGACGCGUGUUCCCUCAGAUCGUGCAAAAGAUAACCGAACAGUUCGAAAUGGAGGACAGCAAGGAUAAAGCUGCUUUUUCUACUUUUUGCCGACAGCUGUCCGCGGCCUUCCGCCAUGACCUUAUCCAGCGUGCGGAAGAGAAGUUUUUCAGGUCACAACUCACUUCAGUGUCCAGGCUCUCCCCUCCAGAUGUUGUCCUUUUUGUUGCCGUGGCCUCGCAACUCCGCCAGCUUCUCCUGAAAAGCGAACGCGACGCUGCAGCCUGUCCUGGCACUCUCUCCGAGACAUCUGUCCAGAAUGGCUGCAGCGAAGGCGCGUGGUGUGAGCUUCUCCAGGGGAAAAACAUCGCAACGGUGUUUUUCGAGCCCAGCACUCGCACGCGGUGCUCUUUUGAGGCCGCCACCCUUAGGCUGGGGGGCCGGGUUAUCAGCUGUGGCGACAUGCAGACGAAUUCCUCCACUAAGAAGGGAGAGUCUCUGGAGGACAGCAUUCGCAUGUUUGCAGCUUACAGCGACUGCAUCGUGCUCCGACACCCCGAGAAGGGCUCUAUGGAACGCGCAACCCGGGCCUUGAAAGACGUGCGAGUGGGAAGGCCGCCUUGCUGUUUGCUCAGUGCGGGCGACGGAGCAGGGGAACACCCGACGCAGGCUCUUCUCGAUUUGCUGACUGUCGUUCAGCUCCGCCCCCGCUGGUGGGAGGCGCAGCUCAAAAAGAUUGAGGGCGACAGCAGCUGCAUCCGAGAUCCGAAUGAGAAAAAUAACUUGGUCGAGCAUCAACCCGAAGCGACGCUACGGGUGGCUUUUGUGGGGGACCUCAAGAACGGCAGGACUGUGCAUUCUCUCGCGUUGCUUCUGUCGCGUUUCGACUGUCACUUGACAGCCGUCAGCACCGAGGCCUCGGCUCUGCCCGCAAGUGUCGCGGAACGCGUCCGAGAAAAUUUCAAGGCUCAGGGACUGUCUGGCGAAGAGAGACUUAUCUGCUCGUCAGAUUUCCCUGAGGCCAUUCGGACAUCUGACGUGUUGUACAUGACUCGUCUCCAGUCUGAGAGGCUUGAUCAUCCAGUGGUGCCGACAAGCGGACAGCAGUUCCCUCCCAGCGACUAUCAACUGACGCGAGGUCUGCUCGAGAAACAUGCCCGCCCCCAUUUGAAGGUCAUGCACCCUCUCCCUCGCCGUGAAGAGAUCGCGGUCGACGUUGAUGAUACGAAUCAUUGCGCCUACUUUACCCAGGCUGAGAACGGACUCUACAUGCGCAUGGCGCUGCUGUCAGUCUUUUUGAAUCGAGGCACAGCACGCAUGCUUCUGGGUCAGGCGUCUUAAUGGCCAGCCACAGCGGUCGGUGCGUGUGCUGUAAACGACGUAUGUGACGUGAAAUCCUCCACGGAGUUUCGGUUACUUCCGCUUCAGAAACCGUCUGCACAUCCACCCGUAGAUACACGAAAAAAACAACUUUGUGGAUUGUGGCAGUUUCACACCAACCGCCACUGCAGAGAGCGGGAAGUCCAUUUGCAAUUGUCUUGAUACUUCCAGCUCAAGCAAGCUGCGCAGACUCGAGAUGUACACAAG